This is a messenger RNA of Talaromyces marneffei, 1053 nucleotides long. RefSeq lists its product as uncharacterized. The transcript is spliced from 5 exons. The coding region runs from base 1 to 1053 and encodes 350 amino acids. Lineage: Eukaryota; Fungi; Ascomycota; Eurotiomycetes; Eurotiales; Trichocomaceae. Gene Ontology annotation, cellular component: cytoplasm. The record is from RefSeq and is a predicted model, not a curated record.
AUGCCUGCCUCCCUUCCUACGCGCCCCUUGGGUCACAACGGACCCCUAAUCCCCGCCAUUGGCCUUGGUCUUAUGGGAUUGAGUACUUUCUACGGAACUCCACCCUCAGAUGAAGAACGCUUCGAGUUCCUUGACCGAGCUUACGAGCUUGGUUGUACACAUUGGGACUCGGCUGCCAUGUACGGUGAUAACGAAGUCUUGUUGGGCAAAUGGUUUCAAAGAACUGGAAAACGCAAGGAUAUCUUCCUAACCACUAAGUUUGGGAACCAUGUGACUCCAGAAGGAGGUCGUGAAAUCCGUAACGAUGCGGAGUAUAUCCGACAGUCCGUUGCAGACAGCUUGAAAAAGCUACAAACAAACUAUAUUGACUUACUGUACUGCCAUCGCUUUAAUGGUCAGAUACCAGUCGAAGACAUAAUCACAGUUAUGAAAGAAUUUGUUGAUGCUGGCAAGGUCAAAUAUCUAGGCCUCAGUGAAUGUGGCGUCGACACGCUGCAACGCGCCGUCAAGAUCCAUCCUAUCCACGCAUACCAAAUUGAGUACAGCCCAUUUUCCAUGGACAUCGAAAAGCCUGAAGUCGGACUGCUGGAUGCCUGUCGUGAGCUGGGCAUUGCGACUGUUGCCUACUCACCAUUGGGUCGUGGCAUGCUUACGGGCCAAUACAAGUCGGUCAGUGACUUUGGUGAAGGCGAUUUCCGCCGUACAAUUCCCCGUUUCUCAACACAAGAGAAUCUCGACAAGAAUCUAGAGCUUGUGUAUACCUUGCAGAGGAUUGCCGAUAAGAAGAACUGUACUUCGGGCCAGCUGACGCUUGCGUGGAUGAUCAGCCAGGGAAAAGACAUUUUCCCCAUUCCUGGCACCAAAAAGAUCAAGUACUUGGAAGAGAACAUUGGGGCUUACAAAGUAUCGUUGUCAGAGGAGGAGGUUGAGCAGAUCCGAGAGGCUAUCGAGAAGGCUGAAGUUGUUGGGACUAGAGUGGCUGGUCAUUUGAUGAAAGAUCUUGUCGUUGACACGCCGCCUCUCAGUCAGCAGCCAAUUACUAUUGCUGUGUAG